Molecule: messenger RNA, 1425 nt
Organism: Pestalotiopsis fici W106-1
Lineage: Eukaryota; Fungi; Ascomycota; Sordariomycetes; Amphisphaeriales; Sporocadaceae
Exons: 4
Coding region: 1-1425 (474 amino acids)
Molecular function (GO): FAD binding
Source: RefSeq, a predicted model, not a curated record
AUGGAUUCAUGUUGUGCACAAAUUGCAGUCGUGCUGGGCGAUCUGGUUCACCUACCCGGAACUGGUCUUUAUAAUGCGACCGAGACGAGCUACUGGUCCACGCAAGAGGCGGUGCUCGUGCCUGGAUGCGUUGUUCUUCCCCAAACAAGCACAGACGUAGCAGAUUUCAUCUCCACCGUCUCUCGCAUUACAAAUUGCAGCUUUGCUAUCAAGACUCAGGGUCAUGCCCCAGCUGCCGGAGCCGCCAAUAUCAAUGGCGGGCCGACGCUGGACUUGUCGUGGCUGAAUUUUACCGAUAUUUCAGCUGACUUUUCAACUGCACGUGUUGGUGCCGGGUCGUCUUGGAGCAAUGUGUACGACACGCUUCAACCAUACAACAAGACCGUCACUGGGGGUCGAAAUGGGGCAGUGGGGGUGGGAGGGCUGACUAUAGGCGGUGGCAUAUCGUACUACUCGCCACAAGUCGGGUGGACAUGCGACACUGUAGUAAACUUUGAGGUCGUACUCUCUUCAGGAGACAUUGUCAACGCGAACUCAACGUCAAAUCCCGAUCUCUAUCGUGCUCUAAAGGGUGGCGGCAACAACUUUGGCGUGGUAACGGCCAUCGACUUCUACACCAUCGAUGCGGUACCGCUGCGAGCUGGUCACUUGUUCCAGAGUCAAGACUAUGCAGAACAAAUCCUCAGAGCUUUCGCCAGGAUCGCGUCUGCAAAUGACUAUGACGUCCAUGCAUCAAUUGUCACAAGUUUCAUUUUCAAUCAAACGACGCGCGAAUGGACAAUCGUUAGCGUGCCAAUCUAUACACUGCCAGAGAUGGAGCCGGAAGUGUACAAGGAAUUGUUUGCGAUCCCAAACAUCACGGAGUUGACUACAGCGACAAUCGAAAGUAUCAGUACUCUGGCUACUGAAGCUCCGUAUGCCCAGAAGUAUCAGGCUUUUUUCACAAGUACAUAUGCCGCGGACGGCGAUCUACUCGUUGCGCUCUUUAGCAUUGCAAACGAGAGCCUCGGAUGUGACUCGUAUCCCGCCGAUGUGAGUAUUAGCAUGACGUUUGAGCCUCUUCCAACGAUCAUGACUCGGCACGGUGAAAAGAAAAAUUCACUUGGUACAUCUCCAUCUGAUGGAAAUGGUGUCAUUCUGCUCAUCUCGGUAUCUUGGAGUAAUUCUGCCUCCACAUUGAGUGCAGAGCGUAUUGGUCGCGAACUGAUAUACAAGCUCGACGAUGCGGCAUGCACUGUGGAUAAAUUGCGCAAGUUCAGGUACCUAAACUAUGCGAGCCCUGCUCAGGAUCCUUUGAAGAGCUACGGAGAAGACAACCUCGCGAUGUUGAGAAAUGUCAGUCGGCAUUCCGAUCCUCAAGGAAUGUUUCAAACACGAGUUCCCGGUGGUUUUAAGCUCUGGGAAGACUCUUUAGCAAAACCCUAG